Ogataea haglerorum is the source of this 1023-nucleotide messenger RNA. RefSeq lists its product as uncharacterized. Gene Ontology annotation, molecular function: oxidoreductase activity, acting on the CH-OH group of donors, NAD or NADP as acceptor. The coding region runs from base 1 to 1023 and encodes 340 amino acids. The record is from RefSeq and is a predicted model, not a curated record. NCBI's taxonomy places the organism in Eukaryota, Fungi, Ascomycota, Pichiomycetes, Pichiales, Pichiaceae. The transcript has a single exon.
AUGUCUGUGCUUAUUACAGGUGCUAAUGGAUUUAUUGCUUCCCACAUUGUCGACAUCCUGCUAGACUCGGGUUAUACCGUCAUUGGUACUGUCAGAUCUGAGUCCAAGUUCGAGCCACUUUUUGGGGAAUUCAAGAAAAAAUACCCUAACGCUAACCUCUCCUACGAGGUUGUAACUGACAUCACUGCUGAGGGCGCCUUUGACGACUUACUGAAGAAGCACCCCGAGAUCAAAUACGUGCUCCACACUGCCUCUCCAUUCUCCUUCGGCCAUGACAAGUCAUUUGAGGAGAUCUACUUCAAGCCGGCUAUUGAGGGCACUAAAAACGUUUUGAAGUCAGUCAAGAAGUACGCUCCUCAAGUCACCAACGUUGUCGUCACCUCCUCUCAUGCAGCAAUCAUGACAAUCACCUCCGAAUACUUCAAAUACACAAACCGGGACUGGAAUCCAAUAAAACUCGAGGAAUGCAAAAACGAGUUCGAGGCCUACUGCGCCUCCAAGACUUACGCCGAGAGAACUGCGUGGGAGUUUGUCAACCACGAGAAGCCAAACUUCAAGCUCACAACCGUCUGUCCACCCUACGUCUUUGGUCCACAAGUUUUCGACUCUGCGGUCACCAAGACUUUGAACACAUCCAAUGAACUGAUCAACAAUAUCGUCAAGACACCACCAACCGACGAGCUGGUCAGCCAGCCUGCCGGUUUGGGAAUUGAUGUCAGAGACGUUGCUAAGUUCCAUCAAUUAGCCUUUGAGAAAGAGUCGGCUGUCGGAACUCGUCUGUUUAUUGCGGCCGGCCACUUCACCGGACAGACCAUCCUUAACAUUCUCAACAAGCAUUUCCCAGAAGAGAAGCUUGCUGUUGGUGCUCCAGACAAGGAUAACGCCACCGAACUGAGCGGCUACAGUAUCGAGAACGUGAUCGAGUCCGUCGGCGGCUACGAGUUCAUCUCAUUGGAAAAAUCGAUUGUUGACGCUGCAUCCCAGUACCUGAAGAAGUUCGGCAGCUUCAAACAGGCAGAAUAG